AUGUCUGCAACACUAUUCCGCACAAGCACCGCCGCUCGCUCGGCCUUGAAGGCUGGAGCUGCAAAGAGAGCGGCUUCUGUAGCUACCACGAGCUUCGUCCGUGGAAAAGCUACUCUACCAGACUUGCCAUAUGAUUAUGGGGCGCUAGAGCCAGCCAUCUCUGGCAAGAUCAUGGAAUUGCACCACAAGAACCAUCACCAAACAUAUGUCAACAGCUACAACGCUGCGUCGGAACAGAUCGCUGCAGCGGAACAAAAGGGAGAUAUUCAGGCUGCUAUUGCGUUGCAACCUGUGAUUAAUUUCCAUGGUGGUGGACAUAUCAAUCAUACUCUUUUCUGGGAGAACUUGGCUCCGAGCAAGAAUGGUGGUGGUGGUGAGCCAACUGGGAAUGUGAAGUCUGCCAUCGAGUCAAGCUACGGCGACUUCUCCAACUUCAAGACCAAAUUCAACGCCGCGCUCGCGGGUAUCCAAGGCAGCGGAUGGGCAUGGUUGGUCAAGAACAACGAGACAGGCCAUGUCGAGAUCCGAACAUAUGCCAACCAAGACCCAGUUGUGGGCAAGUACACACCGUUGUUGGGUAUUGAUGCUUGGGAGCAUGCAUACUAUUUGCAAUAUCAGAACAGAAAGGCGGAAUACUUUGGGGCUGUUUGGGAUGUGGUUAACUGGAAGGCGGUUGAGGGAAGAUUGAAGUAG
This is a messenger RNA of Glarea lozoyensis ATCC 20868, 693 nucleotides long. Its product is annotated as Fe,Mn superoxide dismutase (SOD), C-terminal. Gene Ontology annotation, biological process: superoxide metabolic process. Lineage: Eukaryota; Fungi; Ascomycota; Leotiomycetes; Helotiales; Helotiaceae. Gene Ontology annotation, cellular component: mitochondrion. The transcript is spliced from 3 exons. Bases 1 to 693 code for a protein of 230 amino acids. Gene Ontology annotation, molecular function: metal ion binding; superoxide dismutase activity. The record is from RefSeq and is a predicted model, not a curated record.